UUUUUUGGAUUUUGUUUAAUAUUGAAACCAUUUUGCGACUUAAUUAAUAAAAAUCCAGAUAAAAUACAAUCUGACAUUUUUUGCAACUCAAAAAAAUCUUUAAUUACAAUUUUUCUUAAAAUAUCUUCACAUUCUCAGCUAUUUCUUAUGUUUCUCAAGCACUUUACAUAGGACACUUUUAAAUAAACUUAUUUGUGGAAUGUUUAAUAGGUGAAUAACUAGGGAAUUAAUAAAAUUAAGAAAAAUCAAAAUAUAUUUGCUGUGCAAUUAAGGUGAAUGAAAAAUUGUGAAAAAUUCAAAAAAUAAACAUCCGUUAUUUGAGAUUUUAGAAGUAUUUUGAAAAUUCAUUAUUUCAUGCACUAAACUGCUCACGUGGCAUUCUUAUUAGACUUUUAAUAUUUUAAAUUUACAUAAAUUAGACUUAAAUUAACAUCCAGUAAGAUAAUAGAAGAUCCAUUAAGAAAUUGAAAAGGUGUGACGUCACUUUUUUAGAGCAUCCAAUAACUCGGCAUUCACAUACAGUUUUCCAUUUUCCAUCGUCCUUUUUCAUUCGGGUAUCUAAUAUAAACACAGAAUUCCAAUAAAUGAUAAUAAAAACUGAAAAAGAUAGCAAAUAAGGCAUGAGAAGUUGCCAGACAGAAAUGUGUUAAAUUAAAUAAGUUAAGUUCCAUGUAUAUAGGAUAACAAUGAGAAUAAGGAUAUCAAGAUUUGCGACAGUAGCUAUAGUGAUUCUUAAUUUUUUACUUUUCCUAAUUUCAUGGAAAUAUUUUAUAACUUCUGAAACUGAUAUACAAAAGUUUACGUCCAAACCGAAAAUUAAUGAGUCUAAGUCCUUUACUACGAUUAAGAAUAACAAUAGAUUGCAUGAAUUAAAGAAGUUUCUGCAAAAAUCACUUACAGUUAUUUUAAGAGAUUUUUAUCAUUUUGACAAUGAUUUAAAAAGUGGAAUUGAUCAUCUCCUGAACAUCAUACCGAACCUAAGAAUUUUAAUAAUAAGUGAUCAACAAGCAUACCCGCCAAUAAGCAUUUUUAGACCGAUUCAGUCAACACCCAACCAAACAACAAAUCCAUCGAUUCUUAUUUAUAAAGAUAAUGUACAAUUUGUUCCAUUAAAUUUGGAUCUUACGAAGAAAGCUAGUGAAAAUAAUCCUCUCAAUUACAUUCAAACAAAAUAUGUGCUCUUUCUACCCGAUAAUUAUAAAUUAUCAAAUGCUCGACAUCUCUUUCAACGCUUAAUUAGAAAUAUCGAUGAUGAUUAUAAUGCCAAAUAUAGCAAGAAUCCUAGGAAAAUUCUAGUCGUUCCAUUUACGUCUAAUCAAAAAUUAAUAAAUUAUUGCUUCCAACUAAACUUCGAUAUUCCAAAUUGGACAAUUGAAUAUCUGGUGAAAACCAACAAAACUUUAGAUUGUGACAUGUAUACACAAAAACACGGAAUGCUCAUGGAAACUUUUUUGCUUCAUGAUUUUUUGGAACCCUUCCAAUCACCAUUUCCCGAGUAUUUUUAUUUACAAGCAAAACUUGCUGACAUAAAGCUGGUGUAUUCGAAUGAGUCCUUAUCGGAAGGAGGGAAAAAGCUGUUGAUGUCAUCAUAUCAUAGUCGAACGAAGAGAAAGAACAUCAAAAGGGAGCAAUUUAAAGCAUUGUACAAGAAGUUGCAGAUGAAAAAGGUUGUUAAAAAGUAUCAUUAUAUUCCAGAAGAUAAAACAGCUAGUCUAAAGAAUUUAAAGAAGAAUCGAAAUAAAGGAAAUAAGCAGCAAGAGAAAAAUUCAAAAGGAAAUGCCCUUAAAAAUGGCAAGGAUGGGAACAUAAUUGACGUUUUAAUUGAACAAUUGGAAAUACCAACUUCAAUUUUGACUAAUUAUUCUGCACAAGUACAAAUGAAAACUGACAUAAGUUAUUUUGGAUGUGAGAAGAAUACGAAAAGUUGCAUCGGUCAGGUCUAUAAUGAGAAGCCAUUCUACCUUUAUAUCAGUCGUAGGACACCGCCUUGUUGUUUAGAAAAGUUAAAGACAAUUUUCCAAUAUCUUAUUGAGGAACUUGAAACUACAGGCGUACGUUACUGGCUCGAUAAUGCUGCUUUGAAAAAUGCAAUUGAAUUAAAUGACUUAUCAAGUGACGCUUAUGAAAUUGACAUUAGUUUCAAUAUCAAUGACUAUAAUCGAUCAACAGCUAUAAGGAGGUGCUAUGAUUCUCGUCCGUUCACCGAUCUUUCUGGUUUUUAUUGGAUUAAAGCCACUGAUGGUCAUUAUCUUAAGGUUCAGUUUUCCAAAACUAAUGAUAUCCAUGUUAACUUAUUACCUUUUGAAAUUCGUGGAGAUAAAAUGGUUCCAAAAGGCUUUUAUGGCAUUAAAGCUAAAUCUUUCUCAAUCGAGUACAUUCAUCCAAUGUCUUCUGUUAGUUUUUUAAGUAAGACAGUCUUUACGCCGAACAAUGUUCGUAGCUAUUUAGUUGAUAAAGGAUGGGUUUAGAAUUAUUAAUUUGCUGUUGAUUUUUAACGAAUUUUUUACAUUUGAAAUUUUAAUUAAGGAAUUGUAUGGUUUUAGAACAUUUUGAAAUUUCAAAAACCGUUAAAUUAUGAUUCUCAUGACUAAACAUCAAGAUAAUAAAAAAACGUGGUAAUAAAACACUCAAAUAAACCACCAAAUAUCUAGUAAACUACUUACAAAUUAUUUUUUAUCCAUAAUUUUACCUACCACCAGCAUAUUGUUAUAAUAAGUUAUUUAUGAAAAUUUUUUACGGCAUAUGUAUAAAAAAUGUGUUGUUCAAAAAGAUAUUGUUCCUUUUAUGCUUUUCUAUUUUUAUAAUCAACAAAAAGUCUAAUAAUUUAUUUAUAAGUCUCAAAAAAUUGUUCUACAAUUCGUUUCUUUGUGAUUUAAAAAUAAGGAUCAAAAAUAUCUAUUCAAUAAUAAAAUUUGUGAAUCACUAUACAUGCUGCCUUUUUAUUUAAGGUAUAAGAAAAAUAGAUGCUUUCAGUGAAUUUAUAAUUAAUUUAAUUGGAUCCAACUUCAGUUUGUACGUCUUCUUGCGUUGCUUCAACUCCAUCGGGAAGUUCUCGAACAAGGGACAAUAAGCGAUCUAAUUUUGAGAUCUGUAAUUGUAACUGAUCUUGAUAUUGCUGCUUUUUUGUUGGUUUACAUGGAAGUCGAAGAUUUGGUGACAGUUUUAAAGUUAUGCUAGUUCCCUUGUCAUCUCCAACAAUAAUGAAUGGCAAUUUAUUGUUGAAAACAAUUCGUGUCAAUUUAUUUCGCUUUCGAGGAACGACUUGCUGUGAACAAAUUGGCUUGUACUUAUUGACAUUUAAAUCAAAUACAAAAACUCGUCCUUCUGUUGUGACAGCAGCAAAAACUGUUGAUGAAUAUGGUGCCCAUUUAACAUCACCAACACUAGCACCCAAGUCAAAAAUAAAUAAAGGAUCACUUCUCAUAUCUUCCCAAAUUUUUACACGCCAAUCACCGCUGCACGAAAUAAAGAUGUUUGAGUUGAAUUUAUUAAAAUCCAUUCUAUGAACUGACAAGUAGUGAGCCUGAUAUAUCAUCAAAUAUUUGGAACUAUAUGCUGUGCUGCAUUUAAAUAUUAAACCAUCUUCAGUUCCAACUUGAAAGAUUUCUUUGUUUGUAGGAUGAAAGACCAUGCAUGUUCCACUAGCUUUCAAUUUAAUUGUAGUGCCGUCGGGUCCACUGACAGGAUUAACGUCCAAAUACAAUGUUAUGAUCGUGGUUAAAGUCAAUUUAUUCUGCAUCAAGACCCAAUUAAAAACACGUCCAUCCGUGGAUAAUGAGUAAAAAUUUAUUUCUCCAUCUUGCAUGUCUUCGCCCCAUUUAACUUCCCAAAUAGCUUCUGAAUGCUUUCCAUUUACACCUUGCGAGACAUAAACGGGAUCUUUUCCAUCUUGUAAAUUAUACACGCAAACAUUUCCAUCAUACUGUCCGACAACAAUUAAAUAUGGAUAUUUCUUGUGAAUAUCACAGCACAUUGCUCCUGACUCGGUUGUUA
Chironomus riparius is the source of this 3993-nucleotide messenger RNA. The record is from the annotation of a GenBank genome assembly. Lineage: Eukaryota; Metazoa; Arthropoda; Insecta; Diptera; Chironomidae.